GUGCAGCUCUCACUACUCGACACAGCACGACAACAGACACCAUGUCCGACGCAGCCUCCAAGAAGCUCUCGGAGGAGAUCGCACGGCUCGAGAUCGACCUCAAGACGCUUGAAGCCUCCUGCACCACAUCCGAAGCGGCCAAGAAAAUCGCCGAGUACUGCCAGAGUACGGCCGAUCCGUUCCUCGGAGAGAACGACAGCGGACCGAACCCGUGGCAACAGAGCGGUCAGGGCGGCGGCGGUUGUAGCAUUUUGUAGAACUAUCUACUUCGAUCCUCUAGAUGACUACACGUAGGCGAACACAGCGCAUGACGCAUACUGACAGUCUAUAUAAUAUACCUGGCUUCUCCAGCUA
Phytophthora infestans T30-4 is the source of this 354-nucleotide messenger RNA. RefSeq lists its product as uncharacterized. The coding region runs from base 42 to 257 and encodes 71 amino acids. Lineage: Eukaryota; Oomycota; Peronosporomycetes; Peronosporales; Peronosporaceae. Gene Ontology annotation, biological process: G protein-coupled receptor signaling pathway. The record is from RefSeq and is a predicted model, not a curated record. The transcript has 2 exons.